Molecule: messenger RNA, 586 nt
Organism: Liolophura sinensis
Lineage: Eukaryota; Metazoa; Mollusca; Polyplacophora; Chitonida; Chitonidae
Exons: 5
Coding region: 106-492 (128 amino acids)
Source: RefSeq, a predicted model, not a curated record
ACAACAUUUGCAGAGAAAUAAUCUACUAUGCAAGGGAUGUAACUCUGGCGUGGAGUUUGUUAAGUGAACUAGAACAGAUGUUUACAACCUUGAUCAUAAAGCAGGAUGUCGGCUUUGACGAUAGGCGUUUUGUUGGUGUGUUUCAUUGGCGGAGCUGUGGGUAAAGGGUGUCUUCACUCGCUCCAGUGUGCGCAGGACACGUGUUGUAGAAGCAGUUCCGGUGCGGUCCUGAGCAGUGAUCAGGAGGGACAUUUUGGGCCGUUCGGGCCGUUGGUAGACAACUCACAAUCUGGCGGCAGCUGCACCCCAGGAAAGGCUCAACAGGGAGAGAACUGCGAUAGUCACUGUAAAUGUGAUACUGGUCUAGAGUGCUAUCGCCCCAUUAGUGGUGCAUGUUGUCCCCCACAUCGCUGUUAUGAUGCUGUCUGGGUGCAACAACAACGAGACUAUUGGGCUAACUGUCACCCACCUACAUGCUACUUCCCCGCUUAACAUGUACAGUCGAGCAAGAACAAGUAACCGCGGACAACGACUGACUGUACCGUUUAAAAAUUUGUAAAAGGCUUUCCAGUUGAAUAAAAUGACU